AUGGAUGAACAAAGCCACGAGAAUGCUGGGCAAGAACCCUGUGCAGACGGUUCCCUGGGGCAAUUUUCCUUCGCACCGGCAACUCGGACUACGGUAGUCACCACGACUACAACCACAACCACCUCCUUCCCACCACUUGUUAUAAAACCUCCACGCGCAACAAAGGACUUGGACCCCCGGCUUUAUCCUCUGGCCUUGUUGCCCACUCCACGCAAUCUGAAAAAUGCUCGGUUCAAGAUUGGAGACCAGUCCAUCGUUUUCAAGGAACCGACUGAUGCCAAAGCGGCUCUUAUUGAAUUGAAUGAACAAAACGAUGCACUCAAAUCCUCCAACGGCUUAAUCCGUUCUGUCAAUUCCUUUGCUUCCGAGGACGACAACGUGACCCGACGUCUAGCAGCUCCACUACCGGCACGUCGAAUCAAUCAACCAACCCCUCAUCAUCCUCAGCCGCAGCGGCCCGUCUCUCCGGUCUCGAUAUCUGAGCCUCGCCCGGUCAUCCUGCCCCGGACCCGCCGAGUACCAUCCGAGCCGGUCGCACGACGGACCCGUCCUCAGCCAUCGUCUUUGACUCAUCUAUCUGCUGCUGGAUUGGUCACGCCUGGAAUUGAACACAAUAUUAGUAGCUUGGGGGAAGGCCAGGGCGUGAAGCAGCGGGCACUCAGUGCAAAUCACUCUCGCAGGGAAACACUGUUGCGGUCGCCUCUCUCCGCGGAGAUUGCACAUGCUGACCCGGACAAUCAAAAGCUUGACGGGGAGAUUCCCCAGUCCUUCGCGUCGCAGAGCGGCAGGCUAGAUCCCAGCGCGGGGGUCACGUCUAAUCCAAGCUCCUUCGACCAGAACGCCUCCUUUGGAUCCAGCGAAAACUCAUGUCAGCGGGGACCGGAGCUAACCACCCAGCUGUCCGCCAUUGAGAAUGCCAUGGCGCAAGACAUGUGCUUACCCAGUCCUAGCUUGUCCCCGGUCGCCGCCAUGAAUGCUCUGCACGGCGAGUCUUCCUACGACUGCGAAGGGAACGACAUUGACACGGAUUCCAGUGUAGAUCAAGGCGUUUCACGCUACUCAAAGGCUCUUCGUCUGCUCGAUUCCGACGCUUCUCGAAUCCAAAGUCUUGCUGCACCCCGGAUGACAACCCCAGGACCUUCUCUGAUGGAUAUGCCCAAAGUCCUCGAGUUCUUUGAUUCUGUCCCGGACGAGCUCAAAAGCUACAUGAUGUACCAAUUCCUGCGACGAUGCCCCAAGCCGACCCUGCACUUUGUCGCUGAUGUUGUGAACCCGACCCUGAAGUGUGACUUCUUGACCAUGCUUCCACUCGAGCUCAGUUUGAACAUCGUCAAAUACUUUGAUGUGCAAACAAUGUGUCGCGCCGCCCAAGUGUCCAAGAAAUGGCGCCACAUAGUGAGCUCGGAUGAGAAGACAUGGAAGGAACUCUUCGAUCGCGAAGGGUAUGUCUUGUCGACGGGUGAGCUGGAGCGAGCCAUCCGAGAAGGUUGGGGUUGGCAAUGCAGCAACACGGAUAACUUUGAGCGGGAUCUCAGCAAGUCGGUUGUUCCCUGGCCGGAAAGAGAAGGGUCCCCCGUCGCUUCUUCCUCGCAGUCGCUCGAGCGAAUGACCGGACCCUCAUCCACUCCGAUGAGACGACCGAAGCGCAAGGCUAACACUCGUACGCCGAGUCGAAAAUUCGCGAAGCGGAAAAUUUCUUCCAGCGGAACUGAUCAAUUCGAGCCGAACUGGAAGAGAGGCAUUGCUGCAUCGGAAGCACCCUACGCCGCUGCCAGUGCUGCCGCUGCCGCCGUGUCCUAUCCCGAUGUGGGCCUUCCUUCGCUUCGAGGGUUGUACCUAUACAAGGCCCUCUACCGUCGGCAUCACGCCAUUCUUCAAGGGUGGAUGAAGCCUGAUGUGAAACCUCAACAUAUUGCUUUCCGUGCCCAUGACCGUCACGUCGUCACUUGCUUGCAAUUUGAUACAGACAAGAUUUUAACCGGAAGUGACGACACGAACAUAAAUGUGUACGACACCAAGACUGGAGCUUUGAAGGCGACCUUGGAAGGUCAUGAAGGAGGGGUCUGGGCACUUGAAUACCAUGGCAACACGCUGGUUUCCGGGUCGACAGAUCGAUCUGUCCGCGUAUGGGACAUUGAGCGUGCCAGGUGCACUCAGGUCUUUAAUGGACAUACAUCGACCGUGCGCUGCCUGCAGAUUAUCCUUCCAACCGAGGUUGGGACAGACGCACAAGGCCGCGCCGAGAUCAUGCCCAAAGUUCCCCUAAUUAUCACCGGAUCGCGCGACUCGAAUCUCCGUGUGUGGAAGCUCCCCAUGCCCGGCGAUCGGGAAUACUUCCCGAGUGGUCCCAUGGCGGACGACACUGAUUGCCCCUACUUUGUCCGCACGCUCUCUGGCCACGCUCACUCCGUCCGUGCGAUUGCCGCACAUGGCGACACCCUCGUGAGUGGCAGUUACGACUGUACAGUCAGAGUGUGGAAAAUCUCUACAGGCCAGGUCCUUCACACCCUUCAAGGCCAUUCUUUGAAGGUCUACAGCGUCGUUCUCGACCACAAGCGCAAUCGAUGCAUCAGUGGCGCGAUGGAUCACAUGGUCAAGGUCUGGUCACUGGAUGACGGAUCACUAUUGUACAAUCUGGAAGGUCACAACUCCUUGGUGGGUUUGCUUUCACUACAGAACGACUUCCUGGUGUCCGCUGCUGCGGAUUCUACACUCCGGAUUUGGGAUCCUGAGCAUGGUCACUGCAGGAGCAAGCUGAGCGCACACACCGGUGCAAUCACUUGCUUCCAGCAUGAUGGCUACAAGGUCAUUUCCGGAUCAGACCGAACUUUGAAGAUGUGGGAUGUGAGUACCGGUGCUUGUGUCCGAGAUCUUCUUACCGACUUGAGCGGCGUCUGGCAAGUGAAGUUCAACGAUCGGCGCUGUGUUGCUGCCGUGCAGCGUGACAACUUGACUUACAUUGAGGUGCUUGACUUUGGUGCGGCUCGGGAUGGUGUACCCGAGGCCAAGCUCGGCAAGCGAAUUGUAGUCAAUCGUCGGGGACGAGAGAUCGCCACCGGUAAUGUUGGAUCGGAUUCGGACUCGGACUAA
Messenger RNA from Penicillium oxalicum, 3090 nucleotides. RefSeq names its product F-box/WD repeat-containing protein. NCBI's taxonomy places the organism in Eukaryota, Fungi, Ascomycota, Eurotiomycetes, Eurotiales, Aspergillaceae. Gene Ontology annotation, molecular function: protein binding. Bases 1 to 3090 code for a protein of 1029 amino acids. The transcript has 3 exons. The record is from RefSeq and is a predicted model, not a curated record.